GUAGAAAAAAAAUCUUUCAUCAUGGCUGAUUUUGUUGGACCAACUUCACCAAGUACGUCCAAAAAACCAAAAUUAGAUACUGUUUUUGAAAAAUUUAGGGCACAAUUUAAAGAGUUGGAUCAGUUUAAAAGUGCGUACAAUUCGUUGUGUUUUGACAGACGAAAUCCACUAAUUGCUCAGGAAAUAACAUCAUGCAAUGCUGCGGCAGGUUAUGGAAUAAGCUUUUCUCGAGCAUCGUGCGAAACACGUCCGUAUGCGGAUGAGAUAUAUCCAUUUGGAAUCAUAUUCACGGAUGCUAUUAUGUUAUUGAAUAACUUUUUUACCAAACCUGAUUAUGUUCCCGACAACAAGGUCUCCAGGUUACUUCUGGAAAAAUUGAUUCAUUUUUUGAUGGACGAAAAUUCACAUGCCAUACUAAAAAGAAUACAGAGAACAGAUCUAUCGAAGACUGAGCUAAUGAUUGUCUUGGCUGAACACUUUUUUAGCAAGCUUUCACUUUCUGACACAUAUACAAUGGAUCAUUCUGCGAAAUACAAAGGCAUUUCUCUUUGCAAAUGUGGAUCAUGCAAACCAGAAUUUGUUUCACCUUGUUUUGGCGACACAAGUGUAGGGAAUCCAGAUUGCUGGCAUGGAUCUUUAGAUAUCCUCCUUGGAAGUAUUGAGUCUUUUGUACAUGUGGCCCCACCAGAGGAAGAAAUCAGCCCAGGUGGCAGAGCAUCCAUAGAGGUGAAACCCAAAAGUGUAGAAGAAAGAGGGUUCCGUAGCCAGACUUUAGCUCAGAUCAUUGUAUUUUCCUUCCUGCAAAAGCAAAGACAUCCUAAUCUAGAUAAUUUUCUUAUUCCUUGUAUGGCAGCAACUAGAAAAGAAAUCAAAAUUUAUUUUUAUGACAGCAAGCAUGAUAUCUUGCUUGAAAGUAGAGGCAUUAAGCUACUGGUUGAGAUACCUGGCUCAAGAUGUCAAGUGAAUUAUGAGGCAAUUCUUGCUGCAUGGCUUGUUCUGAAUUAUAAAUAUUUAUGUAGUGGACCUCAUGAGUCAUUACUCGAAGCUCCAAAAGCAAAUUUUUUUAGCCUUGCUUCAUCCAGCCUUGAAAUGUAUGAAAAAGAUCUUGCAUUUAAAAAUGUUGUUGCAGUGAAUGCUUUUGCGGACUAUGACUUUAUUGACAUUACAAAGCCUAAAUUUGUUUGGCCAUCAAAUCUACCAUGUCGACCAGUUAAUUCAGAAAGUAAGUAGAUGGAGGACAAUGAUUAAAAUUUCAUUAUCUGUAUAUCAAAUAGAGCCAAAUAAAAUAUCAAUUUAACAAAUGAUUUGGAUGAUUAACAUUUCAAAUGUAAUGGGCCUUCAUUAGAAAAUGUCAUCAAGCAUGUACUUCAAACAUUCAUUUGAAAGCUUGAAUCGGUAGCUUAUAUUUACAUUGUAUUUUCAUAACUUUCAGUUUUGUGUAUGCACAUUGGCUCAUGUAUGUUAGUCAACAUGAAAUUGUACCUGAAACAAAAUAUAUCUGAACCAUAAUUCAAAUUUAAGAUACAAAGUCCAUUGUCUAUUGUGGAAACUAUUAAAAAAAAUUCCAGAU
Messenger RNA from Saccostrea echinata, 1570 nucleotides. RefSeq lists its product as uncharacterized. The transcript is spliced from 3 exons. NCBI's taxonomy places the organism in Eukaryota, Metazoa, Mollusca, Bivalvia, Ostreida, Ostreidae. The coding region runs from base 22 to 1230 and encodes 402 amino acids. The record is from RefSeq and is a predicted model, not a curated record.